Chaetomium strumarium is the source of this 546-nucleotide messenger RNA. RefSeq lists its product as uncharacterized. The annotation marks the transcript as partial. NCBI's taxonomy places the organism in Eukaryota, Fungi, Ascomycota, Sordariomycetes, Sordariales, Chaetomiaceae. The record is from RefSeq and is a predicted model, not a curated record. The transcript is spliced from 3 exons.
GAGAUCAAAGAUCCUUCUAAACGGUAUAACGACGCCUGCCAUGACCUCGACCGCGAACGGGUGGCUGGACGCCAGCUGCAAGAGCGCACCGACGAGCUCGCCCACAAGCUGGGAGAGUUGGAGGAGGCCACGAUGCGCGGCGCAUUUGUGCUCGCGUUGGUCGACGCCGACAGCGACACGUACCUGUUUCACGACAAAUACUACACGGGCGACACCGACAACUCGGGCGACGGUGGUGAGCGGGUGGCGGUUGACUUGAAGGCCGCCGUUCAGCAGUAUCUCCGCUCGAUCGACCCGGCCUUGAUCGGCCUGCCCGUCGUUGCCAGGGCGUUUGCGUCUGGCGAAGGGCUUGCGAUUCUGCUGGUAAAGGCGGGCAUCGCCAAGGGACUUGAAGAUGCCGCCCAAAUUCUGUCACGGUUUGCACGCGGGUUUUCUCAAGUUGAUGACACGUUCGACUUUGUUCUUGUUGGCAAGGGCAAAGAUCGUGCCGACUACAAGGUGAUGGGUCUGUGUACCCCAGUUUCUUCCCCAGUGUCGCUAUCUUGA